Messenger RNA from Bacillus rossius redtenbacheri, 1369 nucleotides. RefSeq names its product GPI mannosyltransferase 1 (gene PIG-M). Gene Ontology annotation, cellular component: membrane; glycosylphosphatidylinositol-mannosyltransferase I complex. Bases 142 to 1308 code for a protein of 388 amino acids. Gene Ontology annotation, biological process: GPI anchor biosynthetic process. The record is from RefSeq and is a predicted model, not a curated record. The transcript has a single exon. NCBI's taxonomy places the organism in Eukaryota, Metazoa, Arthropoda, Insecta, Phasmatodea, Bacillidae. Gene Ontology annotation, molecular function: GPI mannosyltransferase activity; alpha-1,4-mannosyltransferase activity.
GAGUUCAAACAGUUAAUGUGCUGCCUUAGGAAUGCAGCUCUAAAAGCUAAUACUAGAUUAUAGAGACUGAUAGUAUACAUAGAUUUUUUGUGUUUUGAAACUAGAACUUACUGUAAUUUGCUUUAGUUAUUUAAAAGACAUAUGAUGUCCAUCUUGAAGCAUUGUGUGACUGGACUACUCAUUCGCGGGUUUUUUAUAGUCUACGGAGAGAUACAGGACAGAGUCUCGUUGGUUCCGUACACAGAUGUAGACUAUCGUGUGUUCACAGACGCGGCUAGGCAUGUUGUGGCUGGCAGUUCGCCGUAUCUCAGGCACACUUACCGAUACUCCCCAGUUAUAGCAUACCUAAUGGUACCCAAUGUUCUUGUGCAUGUGGUGUGGGGGAAGAUAGUGUUGUCACUGAUAGAUGUGGGCGUUGGUUAUUUAAUUUAUAGGUUAGUACUGGUGAAAAAUGACAAGUCAUUAUCAAAAAAUUGUGCCUACUUUUGGCUUUAUAACCCAUUGCCUAUUGUCAUCACUACUAGGGGCAAUGCUGACUCAUUAUCAGCAGCCCUGGUGUUGAUGACAGUGCUGCUACUGUGCAAAGGGAGGAUUGUGUUGGCAGGCAUGAUGCACGGUUUAGCCAUUCACUUGCGUCUCUACCCUCUAGUCUUUUCUUUACCCAUGUACCUUGCUUUGCGUUCUACCGAUAGCAAGUCUUACGGUCUCUGUCCGAACUGCACCCAGGCAAAACUUGUAGCUUCAUGUGUAAGUGUAGUUGUAGCUUUGACUGCCUUCUUUUAUUUUUGCUAUGAUUUUGAAUUUCUUCAAGAGAGCUUCCUGUACCACCUUUCUCGCAGAGACAUCAGGCAUAAUUUUUCAGUGUACUUUUACAUGCUGUACCUGACUGCAGCGAGCCCAACCCCCAGUUUACUGUUUAAAAUCCUCACGUUCGCUCCACAAGGAAUUUUGCAGCUUGUCUUUUCCUUUGUCUACGGCUCCAAGGAUAAAUUGAUGUUCUGUUUACUCGUACAAGCCAUCGUCAUGGUCACGUACAAUCCUGUGGUAACAUCUCAGUACUUCAUGUGGUUCCUCUCCCUCCUGCCAGCAUGUGCACCAGCACUGGCUGUCUCAAAAAAGCAGGCGAUAAUACUUGGAGCGUCGUGGGGGUUGGCACAAUUACUGUGGCUUAUUCCUGCAUACUUCCUAGAAUUUCAAGGCUAUGACACAUUUCUGUUAGUGUGGGUUCAAAGCCUCAUAUUCUUGUGUGUGAAUAUCACCAUAUUAGUAGAAUUGAUCAAGAUGUAUGACGAUUGUAAAGUAUGUUAACUUGAAAUUUUUUAAUGUUCCUGUUCUGUGAGCUUUGAAAUAUAUUUGUAAAACUAACAAA